UAUUGGAAUGGCAUUUCCCGGUGAAGCAUCAAGCAUAGCAGUGAGCAUUGAGAACGAACUGAGACUAGACUGGGGUCUGGGGAGUGUUCUUCCGAGACGCAAAAGCAGCAGGGAGAAAUGCUAUCUUCGCAGUCAUAUCCAAUAACCAAUUACCCGUAUCCUUCAAGAUUUCUCAUUCCAGACUACAGAAAUCUCACUUCAAGAAUCCAAAUUCAAUCGCCCUCCAAAUCAGCGCGCAUCUUCAUCUCCCAUUCCCUGUCAACAUCCAAUGACGAGCCCAAAUCCGUAAAUCGAUCACUUUUUAUCAGGAACAAGCCCGAACAGAUAUCUAGAUGGCCACUUCUUUGUGGCAAUUCGUCGAACGCUUUGACUGCAGACGGAAGUGAUGGCAGCAAGAGAAGUUUUACGGAAUGGGUUGAAGUAAUUGGUGAAGCCGUAUCUACUGCUUUCCCGGUUUGGGUGGCACUAGGCUGCUUGCUAGGCUUAGUGAAGCCCAGCUCGUUCAGUUGGGUCCAGCCCAAAUGGACCGUCAUGGGAAUCACUCUUACUAUGCUUGGCAUGGGCAUGACUCUGACGUUUGAUGAUCUUCGUUCUGCAUUGGCUAUGCCCAAGGAAUUGCUCUCUGGUUUUCUGCUUCAGUACUCGAUAAUGCCUUUAUCGGGAUUUUUUGUAAGUAAGCUCUUGAACUUGCCAUCCCAUUACGCCGCAGGCUUAAUUUUAGUUGGCUGCUGUCCUGGAGGGACAGCAAGCAACAUUGUCACUUACAUUGCAAGGGGAAAUGUGGCUCUUUCAGUCUUGAUGACUGCUGCAAGUACCCUAUCAGCUGUGGUCAUGACCCCUUUUCUCACAGCCAAGCUUGCAGGGCAAUAUGUUGCAGUGGAUGCAGCUGGACUUUUUAUGUCCACUUUGCAGGUGGUACUCCUUCCUGUUUUAGUAGGCGCGUUUCUGAAUCAGUAUUUCCAGAGCCUUGUCAAAGUCGUCUCUCCAGUGAUGCCACCGAUUGCUGUAGCAACUGUUGCAGUUCUUUGUGGGAAUGCCAUUGCACAAAGUUCUUCUGCAAUCCUCACAUCGGGUCUACAGGUCGUUCUUGCUGCCACUCUUCUUCAUUCCUCUGGGUUCUUCUUUGGCUAUUUCCUCGCCAGGAUGCUUGGGCUUGAUGUAUCAUCUUCGAGGACAAUCUCUAUUGAAGUUGGUAUGCAGAACUCGGUUCUUGGAGUAGUUCUCGCCACCCAACACUUUGGGAAUCCACUUACUGCAGUGCCCUGUGCUGUUUCUAGCGUCUGCCACUCGAUCUUUGGCAGUGCUUUAGCUGGAAUCUGGAGGCGUUCUGUUCCCUCAGAAAUGCGGGACUGAUCUUCACACUAGUUUGUGUUUUCUCGUGCUUAAUUGCAAACUAUGUGGACAUUAACAAAUCUGAAUCAUUUCCUUGAGUUUGGUAGUCAUCAAUGAAGGAUUUUCAUCUGUGUUUGAGCUUAAGUUUGCUUGCAAUUUGCUCAGUGAUCUCUGUUGUCAUGAAUUAUAUUGAAGAA
This is a messenger RNA of Ipomoea nil (Japanese morning glory), 1529 nucleotides long. RefSeq names its product probable sodium/metabolite cotransporter BASS1, chloroplastic. Gene Ontology annotation, cellular component: membrane. The transcript has 8 exons. The record is from RefSeq and is a predicted model, not a curated record. NCBI's taxonomy places the organism in Eukaryota, Viridiplantae, Streptophyta, Magnoliopsida, Solanales, Convolvulaceae. Bases 118 to 1353 code for a protein of 411 amino acids.